Zerene cesonia (dogface butterfly) is the source of this 700-nucleotide messenger RNA. RefSeq names its product mitochondrial fission 1 protein (gene Fis1). The record is from RefSeq and is a predicted model, not a curated record. Lineage: Eukaryota; Metazoa; Arthropoda; Insecta; Lepidoptera; Pieridae. Gene Ontology annotation, biological process: mitochondrial fission; peroxisome fission; mitochondrial fragmentation involved in apoptotic process. Gene Ontology annotation, molecular function: protein binding. The transcript is spliced from 5 exons. Gene Ontology annotation, cellular component: peroxisomal membrane; mitochondrial outer membrane. The coding region runs from base 168 to 611 and encodes 147 amino acids.
UUGCUGUCUUUGUUAGCGAUUACAAAUGAAUUGAACGGUAAUAGAAGUCAAUUUUUUAUCAAUACGCCGUUGUAUCGUCGUCUCUUGAAUUCAUUCUCAUAGUACCUACUUCUUCAUAUUAUGAUAAUUUAAUGCUGAAAAAUUAACACGCAAUUUAAUAUUUCAACAUGGAUGAUGUUUUAGAUGAAGUGGUUUCGUCCGAAGACUUGCAAAAAUUCGAGAAAGUCUACCAUGAGCAGCUUCAUCAAGGUACAAUAACGCACAAGGCACAAUUUGAGUAUGCGUGGUGUUUGGUCAGAAGCAAAUACGCGACGGAUAUCAGAAAGGGUAUACUUUUGUUGAAAGAUUUGUUCAAUUCCCACGCUGAGGGCAAACGAGACUACCUGUUCUACCUUGCUAUUGGCAAUGCUAGAAUUAAGGAGUACAAUAAGGCCCUACAUUAUGUGAAAGCAUUCCUUGAAAUCGAACCUGCCAACCAGCAGGUUUUAGCUUUAGAGCGUCAAAUCAACAAGCGCAUGGAGAAAGAAGGGAUGAUCGGCAUCGCAGUGGCGAGCGGGGCAGUGCUGGCCAUCGGUGGGCUAGUGGGGCUCGGCAUAGCGCUCGCUAAAUGAACGCCUUAUUUGGCGUUCAUUAUCUUCUCUCAAAGAAGAAACCAAAAGAAGAAUAAAGGGGACACCUGUUUUUCACUGAACACCAAAAA